CAAUCUCUUCAAUACACUUUGCCUUCCAUAUUAUAUAUCAGAACAUCCUCAAAAACAUUCCACCCCAUCCCUACACAAACUUCUUAUGUCCAGCCAUGAACAAGAGCUUGAAAGCAGUGAAGAAAAUGAAGGGCUUCAUGUGUCAUUCUCCUGCUUCUACUGCAGUGUGCAUGAAUCAAGAUUACAUGUCUGUGAUCGUGCCACGAAAUCUGGACAGGAAGAUUGUUGAUCGUGCAAAAUUAAUCAACAAUGCGAAAUAUAUUCGAUUAGGGGAGCCGUGUAAAGUUUCUACAACCGAUCAUAGGAGACCGAUCAAUGUUUCGUCCUUGAAAAAGGAAAAAGAAAAUGGGCAUCAAGAAGUUUCUUCCAUAGCAGCAUCUCAUAAUGUCUAUCAGGUGGUGGUAAUGAGAGUGUCUCUUCACUGUCAAGGCUGUGCUGGUAAAGUGAAGAAACAUUUAUCCAAAAUGGAAGGGGUAACAUCAUUCAGCAUUGAUUUGGAGAGCAAGAGGGUAACUGUAAGGGGGCACGUGUCACCGUCUGGUGUGCUGGAGAGCAUAUCAAAGGUGAAGAGAGCAGAAUUUUGGCCCUCUUGAGAUACAAGAAUUUCAAGUGAAUUUGUAUCAGAUGUAAAUUAAUAAUUGAUGAACAAUGGAUAUUAAGUGACGAUUCAUGCUUUCUUCUAAAAUGAGAAUUCAUCAUUUUAUAUCAAAAUCAGUUUUAAUUUAACAAAAUUAGAAUAUUCAGUACUGCAAAUCAAAAUUCAUCAUCACAGAUUUCCAUAGUUGUUUUGUUACUGUAAGAUCUCCCUUACGUACAUUGUAACAUUCCAACAAUUCGUCCCGUGU
Messenger RNA from Olea europaea var. sylvestris, 845 nucleotides. Its product is annotated as protein SODIUM POTASSIUM ROOT DEFECTIVE 3-like. Lineage: Eukaryota; Viridiplantae; Streptophyta; Magnoliopsida; Lamiales; Oleaceae. Bases 96 to 593 code for a protein of 165 amino acids. The transcript has 3 exons. The record is from RefSeq and is a predicted model, not a curated record. Gene Ontology annotation, molecular function: metal ion binding.